CCUAGCUCAUAGACUGUGAGGGGAUGAUUGUAUUACUGCAUUAACAAAGCUGGAAUUUGAUUUAUUCAACUUAAUCUAGUUACUUUUGAGUACGCACUCCUAACAAACAAAACGAAACUAAUAAAUAAUCGUGUAAAAGCACAGUAAUGUGUUAAAUAAUGAUAUCUUUAAACAUGCAGUAAGUUAUUCGUUCUUGAGUAUCUCUAUAAUUUACGUAAAGCACUUCCGGCUCACAAAUUCAUUCCUCCGUGAAACCCAUGCCUCAACAUGGACAACAACAAGGAAGUUAUUUUCUUCUUCUUUUAAAGGAAAGAUAUGAUUAUACACAAAUAAAAACUCGUAUCUUUGUAAGAGAAAGGGAAAACUGUUACCGAUUUGCAGAUACCAUGCGUGAUUUAUUCGUUUUUUCGCAUGGAUUGCUUUUCUGUACAAAAGAGAAAAUGUGAUGUGUGAAGCCAAAGGGUACACAUGGUUUGAUGCGCAGGAAAUAUGUAGCAGGAACAACAGUGUACUUACUAGAAAAGCUGUGCAUAAUUCAUCAGAUUAUUUCUGGAUUGGAAAUUAUCGACGGAAGUCGACCUGGAUAAAAAUAUCAGGAUGUUAUCCAGGAAGGGUACUUCAGACAUUUUCAAUGAGUUAUGAUAUGAAACAACUACCCUUCGCAGGAUUUUGUCAAGAAAUAUGCUUGUCUUUCAAAAAGACCGUUUUUGCAAUAAAGGGAUCAGAAUGCAAAUGUUUACAAAAUCCUUUUAACUUGAAUGAAGAACUGCCAUCAGAUACUUGUAAUGUUUCGUGUAAUAUCGGAGCUGAUGCCCAUUAUUUUGACGAAUGUGGUGGACAAAGGGCUUAUUCAGUAUUUCAGUCAGUUAUGGAAAACAAUCAAUAUUCAAAAAGUGAAUCAUUUUGUAUUGGUAUCCACUGCACAGAAUUCCCGGAAUUUUACUUUGAAAAAGACUGUAAUCGAAGAUAUCCACCAUUAUGCCAAAGUUAUAUUCCAGAAAAACGUCAGUUUGAACCCUGGUCAGAUGCAAUGAAAUACUGUAAAUCUGGAAAUUCGUCUUCAUACUUAUUUUCCAAUGUAUUCUUGAACGAUAUCAACAGAACCUGUAUCUUAAUCAAUAGUGUAUUUACUGAACCAUCAUGGCUUGGAGUGGCUGCUGAAUUAUACAGUGGGAUAGAUCGUGGAAAUGAAAUAGAAAAAGAAGAAGAGAAAUAUUAUCAUCAGUGCAUGAAAUGCAAAGGUCCAAAUGACUGCACUCAUGAAUUAUGUUCUGAACAAUUGACGGAAAGAGUACAUUGCAUGGAGAUUGAUAAUCCUGCAAGGCAUGGCACUGAAAAGGACCUUCAUUCGGCAUCUCAAAAUUCAGGAAUUCGAAACUGUAAACCUAAAGGAGAGAACAAUGCUUCUUCACCGAAUGAUCAAGACAAACCAAAAGAAGAGAGCAAUGUUUACAAAAUAGUUAUCCCUGUAGUUGUCGUAGUAACGUGUCUUAUUGGAGGAUGUAGUGCAAUUUUCCUGAUAUUGCGGAAAAGAACACAGAAACAGUCAGCUAAAACAACAAAAAGCAGAAAUAGUGAGGAAGGGUGUAAGAAUCCAGAAUCUAAUAAAGAUGUUACAGAAAAUCACGACUACUUUACUCUUGGAUCUCAGGAAAAAUGCACAAAAAUAUCAAAUGCUCGAAAUAUGGAUUUUGAACAUCAAUGUAAAGACAAUACUUAUGAUCACCUUCGAGGCAAAAAUGCGGGGACUGAAGUGGCAAACAGAGAGAGCGAUUAUGAUACAGCAAGCAAAACGGCAAAACAAGAAUGUCACUCUACCAGGAAUACCGAAGAAAAUUAUGAUCAUCUGAGAGAGAAGAUUGUCAACAAUGAAGACAAUAUAAACUCUGCUUAUAGUCAUAUAGCACCUCAUGCAAGUGAACAAUCUGAUUAUGAUGUAGCUUCUAGAAUUAAAAAUACUGAAAUAAGCAGUAUAUACAGUCACCCGAACUCAAAUCAACGACAUCAAGGAGUUGGUCCACCAGCGACUCUAACUUUUAAUGCUGAACACUAGCAUUGGCGAAGGAACAGUUAUUAUUAUUCUAUGUUUAAGUUUUAGGUUAGACGCGGCGAUGCAUGUACUAAAGGGGAUAAUGUUUUUUCUUAGUGACAACUAUGAGAAUUCAUUUUAGAUUUUAAAGGAAACUAGCUUUUAUUAAUACUGGUAUCUCCUAAAUCUUAGUUAUGUACAACAUAUGUAAUGAAUCUGACGCAUUCUUUAGAAAAUGAACACU
This is a messenger RNA of Saccostrea cuccullata (small rock oyster), 2273 nucleotides long. RefSeq lists its product as uncharacterized. Lineage: Eukaryota; Metazoa; Mollusca; Bivalvia; Ostreida; Ostreidae. The record is from RefSeq and is a predicted model, not a curated record. Bases 446 to 2053 code for a protein of 535 amino acids. The transcript has 11 exons.